UCUGUUUGCCCCUGCCCUGGGGGAAAAGACUUUGAGAAGAUGGAGAACCAAAGGGGAGAACUUUUGGGAUACAUCCACUGGGAAGGAGAAGAGGAAAGGGAUGAGGAGGAUGAGGUGGCUCCUGGUGCUUCUCCUUCCAGUCAGAUGAGUGAAUUAGAAGAUGUGCAGGUGGAGAUGCUUGAGAAGGCAAGGGAGCUCUUCCAGCUGUGUGACAAGGACGAGAAGGGUUUUAUCACCAAGGUGGACAUGCAGCGGCUCCAGAGUGAACUCCCCUUAACCCUUGAACAGCUGGAGACUGUUUUUGACAGCUUGGAACAGAACAAUAAUGGAUACCUGACACCUGUGGAGUUCAGCAUGGGACUAGGAAAGUUAAUAGGCAUUGAAUUGUGUCAAGGGACUGGGAGAAUGGAUCACUCCAGACAGGAAGAGACCUUUGAGUCAGGCUGGUCAGAUGACUUGGAGCUGGCAGAUGAUGAAGAGAAACGAUUCUGUUCCAUGAUGGAGCAGCUCGGAGCAGCCCACAUGUUUGAAGAUCCACGUGAGGUUCAGGACUUCUGGACUCGGCUACGAAAGGAGCGUCCAGAGCUGCUGGCCAAUUUUGAAGAGUUUCUGUUGCGUGUUUCAUCAUACGUAAGGGAGGUGAAUCAUGAGAAGGAGUCUAUGGAACAGGCAUUGAAACGGAAGGAAACAGACCAUGACCGAGAAGUCCGGUGCCUUUAUGAAGAAAUGGAGCAACAGAUCAAAGCAGAAAGAGAGAGGCUGCUCUGCCAGGAAGCACUAAGACAUGAUAGGAGUAACCUGCUCCAGAAGGAACUGCACAGCAAAGAGCAGGAGCUGGAGAAAAUCCUCUGCUGCCAGAAGAAG
Messenger RNA from Mesitornis unicolor (brown roatelo), 864 nucleotides. It is a transcript of the gene CRACR2B, whose product is annotated as calcium release activated channel regulator 2B. Gene Ontology annotation, molecular function: calcium ion binding. NCBI's taxonomy places the organism in Eukaryota, Metazoa, Chordata, Aves, Mesitornithiformes, Mesitornithidae. The annotation marks the transcript as partial. The record is from RefSeq and is a predicted model, not a curated record. The transcript is spliced from 6 exons.